ACGAAAAUCCAUUUGGACGCAUCUUGAAUGUACUCGGUUGUCUUCCUUCCACCCAGAGUUUCGGCCGAAGAGUUUUCUGCAACCUUAACAGCAGCCUGACCUCCCACCGAUUAAGAAUGCUCUGAGAUGCCCAGGUCUAGUCCAUGGGUAUCAGUCGGCUGGAUGUAUUUUACAGAAGGCUUCUCCUCACCAAACUUUUCAUUGGGGGAUGGGGAAAGCCCGAAGACCUCAAAAGAAUCUUUGAGUUCCGAAAGAUUAUUGGAGACAGAGAAAAGUGCAAGACACUUGUGCCUGUGGACUAUCCUGUUUACAUAAACAAGACAGAGGAGCUCACUGACUGCCACAUCCAUGAUGGUUUUUUCAUUUCUCCACUGGAGCAUUUGGUGCCAGGCAUCCUGCCACAAGAGGCUGUCAAAGCAAGGUUCCAAUUUAUUGUACCAAAGAGGUGGCAGUGGAACAGACCAGUAUGUAUUCAGUUAGCUGGGACUGGAGAUCAUUUUUUUUGGCGGCGUCGGACCUUGAUGGCCAGGCCCAUGAUCAAGGAGGCAGGAAUGGCUUCUCUGCUUCUGGAAAAUCCGUAUUAUGGCUAUCGCAAACCCAAAGAUCAACUGAGGUCAUGUUUAAAGAAUGUGUCGGACCUCUUUGUGAUGGGAGGAGCGUUGAUCUUGGAGUCAACUGUGCUGUUGCGCUGGCUGGAGAGAGAAGGAUACUGGCCCUUAGGAAUGACUGGCAUCUCUAUGGGAGGAUAUAUGGCAUCUCUGGCAGUGACCAACUGGCCCAAACCCAUUCCUCUGAUUCCCUGUCUGUCGUGGUCUACUGCCUCCAGUGUGUUCACCACGGGUGUGCUUAGCAGAGCAGUAAACUGGGCCGAGUUGGAGAAGCAGUAUGCAGUUAAUUCAGUGUAUGAGACAGAGAUCAUCAAGCUGCUGGAGUACUGUGGGGCCGAUUCCUUUAAGAUGGGAACAGAACUGCAGAGGAAUGUGGACUCUUUAGGGAAUCUGCUUGGCCUUUCCGGAGCGCUGCCAAUCAAAGAUGGUCAUUUCGUUAAAGUGGAGACACAGUCUGAAGUCAGCUCAUCACUAGUCAACAGAAGCGGAACUAAUACCGGAACCAUCACUGCUCACAGUGUAGGUCAUGGGAAGAAGAUGAACUCCCACAAAUGUUGUCAGCCAUCGCUGCACACAGAGUCAAUCAGCUUCAUGAAAGGGGUGAUGGAUGAAUGCACACACAUGGCCAACUUUUCUGUUCCCGUAGACACUGGUCUCAUAAUUGUGGUGCAGGCCAGAGAGGACGCCUACAUUCCUCGAACAGGAGUCCUCAGCCUUCAGGAGAUUUGGCCUGGAUGUGAAAUCAGAUAUCUGAAUGGAGGACACAUCAGUGCUUACCUGUUUAAACAGAAUUUCUUCAGACAGGCCAUUUAUGAUGCAUUUAACAGGUUUUGCCUGAAGUAUCCAAGCUCCCAGUAGCUGUGGGAGGCUGAGGCCCUGUUAACGCUGGGACAGGCACCACAGCCUGAAGAAAGGACCAGAACUUUAUGGACAGCAGCAACGAUCAGAAACAUGUCAAAUUUUUGACAAAUCAAGAGCGGCAGCUUUUGCCUCCUCUUGAUUUUCUUGACUUGCCUGAUGUGUGUCUCAUGAAAACCCAAACUAAUGUGGAUGACUGAAGAUUUGUGUGCCUGUAUGUGGUGAUUAAGGAUAUACUUAAACCUUGUUUUGAUAGGAUCCUAUGGGAAUCAUGGAACAUUGGAAGUGAUCUCCUGUUUUUAUUAUUUUUGAAAUCUAUGGAUUUUGCAAAUCUGCAAUAAGCUACAGAAAUCAUGAAUGUGGGAGUGUAAUUACAGAAACUAAGUAUUCAUUUAAGGGUGUAAAAAAAUAUCAGCCUGAUAGUUUCUUGCUGUAUUUGGACCACUGUGCAAAAUUCAUAAAUUAAAAUGUAGUUUUGUGAGUAUUUUAUCUAACAUUUAAUCAUUUUUUGUAUCUUCUGUUUUGAAAUAUAAUGAAGCUGAAUACUGUUGGCUUGUGUGUUCUUUGUUCUUCUUCUUUUGAGUUUGUUUGGUGUAGUAGAUGGUUCAGUCUUUGACCAGCGAGAACUGAUUUAAAUAAAUGUUUUUUAAAAUCUCCCAGAUGUUCUGCAGCUGGCUUGUUAUGUCCGUAAACAUUGUAUAUCUGUAAUGUGGGUCCAAAUGUGCAAGAUGGUCAUAUGGAAACUGUUUUAUUCCAAGAUUUUAUAGGAGAAUUAUCAGUCACCCCAGAGCCCUUUUUGUAUGAUGUUUGUUAUCAUGAUAUAAACAUUGUCUUAACAACUGA
Poeciliopsis prolifica (blackstripe livebearer) is the source of this 2309-nucleotide messenger RNA. RefSeq names its product abhydrolase domain containing 18 (gene abhd18). The coding region runs from base 144 to 1466 and encodes 440 amino acids. NCBI's taxonomy places the organism in Eukaryota, Metazoa, Chordata, Actinopteri, Cyprinodontiformes, Poeciliidae. The record is from RefSeq and is a predicted model, not a curated record. The transcript has 14 exons.